Messenger RNA from Uncinocarpus reesii 1704, 1377 nucleotides. RefSeq lists its product as uncharacterized. The record is from RefSeq and is a predicted model, not a curated record. Gene Ontology annotation, molecular function: protein binding; microtubule site clamp. Gene Ontology annotation, cellular component: nucleolus; mitotic spindle; monopolin complex. The transcript is spliced from 2 exons. Gene Ontology annotation, biological process: homologous chromosome segregation; meiotic sister chromatid segregation; attachment of mitotic spindle microtubules to kinetochore. Bases 1 to 1377 code for a protein of 458 amino acids. Lineage: Eukaryota; Fungi; Ascomycota; Eurotiomycetes; Onygenales; Onygenaceae.
AUGCCGAAAAGGAAGGCUGCCACGCAACUGUCGGGACUCGUGGACAACAACGAUGGCUUUUUGAGUGACACCGACAACAACGCUGACACGGCUGGUCCGCCAGCGAAGCGAUUGAGAGGUCGACCAAAGGCUACUGCGGUGAAAACAACUGAGGUCAAAACAGCCAAAAGAAAGGCACGAUCUACAGUCGUGGUAGGACCUAAGCGGCGCGGUGCGAAAUCUGGAUCAGCAGCGACGCGACCACAGAAAUCGGUCGAGACCGAUGAGGAGAUUGAAAAUGCGGAUUCCCUACAGGAGCACGGAGAGCCUCAUGACGAUGCCAAAGGAUUUUCCGAAGAUGAACUCGAUUCACCACAAACAACAACAGCGGUGCUGCAGCAAAAGCCGGAGGUAAAACCGGUAACACGGCGUGGAAGAAGAAAAGCCCCUGAAAGGGGGAUUGUGAAAGAUGGAGAAUUUGAAUACACGCCUACCGGUACGCGGGAAAACAAAGCGGUUGCAAAACCCAGACAGACGGCGAAACGAUCGACCGCUGCAGUAGCAACUCUGGCCGUGGAGCCGGAAGGACUGCCUGUCAAUGGACACGAGGAAGAAGAGGAAGAGGAAGAGGAAGAAGCUCCAUUGGAGAUUGACGAAACGGCUGUGCCCGGACACGAUAGUUAUGAAUCUCCCCCCGCGCUCUCUUCGCCCUUGAAGAACUUAUUACGUGACCUUCCUGGGCGAGUGCCCACAACACCCAGCCAAAGACGCAGAACAAUCAGUAAAAUGGAUGCGGGGAAUGAAUCCAAUGAGGUCAUGCUAAGGCGAAAGCUGGGCGAUGCUACAAAGAAACUGGAGAGUGCUGAGGCAAGAUACCGUAGCUUACGCGAAGUCGGCAUCGUUGAAGCUAGCGCCAAUGUAGAGAAACUGCGGAAACAAUGCGAAAGCAUGACUGCCGCAUCCAAUGCGCUUAUUACGUCACUAAAAAAUGAACUCGCUGCCCAACAUGGUUUGGCGAAAGAGUCGCGGACGCUUCAGAAUCGACUUGCUGAGCGCGACAACGAAGUGUCUAACCUCAACUCCAAGAUUGGGGCCAUGACAUCCGACCUAUCUAAGGCUCAAAAUGAAAUCAAAGCGUUGCAAGCCAAGCUCACGGCUGCUCGAAAUACUGCCGCGAACAGCGAACAGUCAAGGAUCCCCGGAAGCACCGGAAAAGGACCUAGUUCCUCGAGGGCUAUUAUGGCUGCCAAUGCCGAAUCAGCACAAGCACUGCAGAUAGCCCAGCUAAAAGAAGAUCUCUACAGCGACCUAACAGGGCUAAUCAUCCGCGACGUGAAGAAACGGGAUGUAGAUUACCUGUACGACUGCAUCCAAACUGGUCUCAAUGGCAGUAAGUGA